Molecule: messenger RNA, 846 nt
Organism: Medioppia subpectinata
Lineage: Eukaryota; Metazoa; Arthropoda; Arachnida; Sarcoptiformes; Oppiidae
Source: the annotation of a GenBank genome assembly
AUCAAUGAGUCGAUUGUCAAUAGAUUUGGAGACUAUAAUUACGACUGCGAAGUCAGAUAUAAAUCUGGAACCAAUGGUACGAUUGUCACCGACUGUUCCGGUGGUAUAGGAAAGAACAUAACGACUCAAUACAAUCCGAAAGCUUUGAUAUUAUCGGGAAAUGACGACUAUUUGCUCCUAAUGUUGAGCCGAUUUGAGCCACGGAUCAGAUGUUAUAACGUAAAAGACAAGAAACUAAUUGAUGGCAAUGACUGUUACGAUAAGUUUAAACCCUCUCCCGAGGAGUUGUUUAAGACGAUCCCUCAGUCGUGGUUUGACUCAAUCCGUGGAAUCGUUCCCAAAAAAACUAACGAAAUCUUUGUUUUAGUCCUUUUUUAUGACAUCGACGGACAGCCCAUUGCAAAUCAACCGAUGAUUUUAAACCAGUUUUCAGCGAAUAUUAACGCAUUAAUGACUAGAGGAUUAACUCGGGAGCCGUCGACUAUACUUACCGUUUCGAGUGAAUGGGAGGACAACAUAAACCCCAAUAAACCUUUGAAAGCGUCUAAAAGUUAUAUGACAACGUUGUAUCUGUGCAAUAUCGUAUAUCAAGGAGUGAGUGAUGGCAUUCACACUGUUAUCGGAAACUACCCUAACGUCACGGAUAGUGACUGCGGAGUAAGUCGGGAAUCGAGACUUUUGAACGACAAGUGCUUCACUUAUCACAAAACCUCAGGACUCAGUCGUAUAGCCAAUGGUAGGGAUACCGAAGCGGGGGAGACAUCAUAUGCCGUUUAUAUUGAGAUAAUACUAUAUUCACCUACAAUUUUGUUCUUAACUUUGGCCAUUAACACACUUAAAGACACC